Messenger RNA from Mangifera indica (mango), 1252 nucleotides. Its product is annotated as glyoxylate/hydroxypyruvate reductase HPR3-like. Gene Ontology annotation, cellular component: cytosol. The record is from RefSeq and is a predicted model, not a curated record. Lineage: Eukaryota; Viridiplantae; Streptophyta; Magnoliopsida; Sapindales; Anacardiaceae. The transcript is spliced from 2 exons. Gene Ontology annotation, molecular function: glyoxylate reductase (NADPH) activity; NAD binding; hydroxypyruvate reductase [NAD(P)H] activity.
AACCGGAGAUUUUCGCCUUAGUUCCCAGCUGGUAGCUGCUCACCAACCUGCAGGAACCAAUCAUGGAAGCUCAUGACAAAGAGUCCAGAGACCUCCCACCAGUACUACUCCUAAACCAUUGGCUGACUUCAAACUGUUCGGAGAGGAAGUCUUUUCCUCAACAAAAUCUAAUUUCUUGAAAGCAUAUAAGUCAACGCUCCCUCUCGAACAAUUCUUGAAAACACAUCCUCAGUCAGUUGAAGCCAUUCUAUCAUCGGGCGGCGCCCCCGUUACAGCCUAGAUUUUACGGCUCAUGCCAGCGGUUAGAUUGGUCAUGACCACUAGCGCUGGCUUGAAUCACACAGACAUAGCGGAGUGCCGACGCCAUGGCAUCUCUAUAGCCAAUGCUGGAAACUUUUUCUCUGAAGAUGUGGCGGAUUUGGCCGUUGUUUUGCUGAUUGAUGUGUUGAGGAAUGUCUCUGCCGCAAAUCGGUAUGUUAAACAAGGGCUUUGGAAAGGAGACUACCCGCUUGGCUCCAAGCUGGGCGGUAAGCGAGUUGGGAUUGUUGGAUUAGGUAGCAUUGGCUCAUUAGUUGCUGAAAGACUUAUAGCUUGUGGACGCCACAUAUCAUACAACUCAAGAAGCCAAAAGCCGUCCAUUCCAUACCCUUUCUAUUCGAACAUCCGUUAGCUUGCUGCUAACAGUGAUGUUCUCAUAAUUUGCUGUGGAUUAACUGAGGAAACAAGUCACAUGAUCGAUAAGGAUGUUCUGUCAGCACUGGGGAAGGGAGGAGUCAUUGUUAAUAUUGGACGUGGGGCAAUUAUUGACGAGCAGGAAUUGGUUCGGUGUCUAGUACAAGGAGAGAUAGCAGGUGCAGGUUUGGAUGUUUUUGAGAAUGAGCCUAAUGUUCCUAAAGAGUUCUUUGCAUUGAACAAUGUUGUUCUGUCACCACAUCGUGCUAUAUUUACAUGGGAAACUUUCAAGGAUAGGCAAAAACUUGUGGUGGCAAACUUGGAAGCUUUUUUCUCAAAUAAGCCACUACUCACUCCAGUUGUGGAUGGCUAGCUGGGUUUAGGUUCGUUUUUAUUUUGUUCAUCAGACAUUUUGAAAAACAUCUUGUAUACGGUACUCAAGGUUCUCUUGGAAGUAAUUUAUGAUAAAAGUGUUGAGUUUUAAUCUCUGUAACAUUAUUUAUUUGUGAUCCUUCAUUUAUAGUAUCAUAUUCAAUGACAAUUACUCGUUGCCCCUAAUCUGAUUUUUAAGCUCAUUUCA